UCCCCUUUCUCCCCAAAACCCUAGAACGGUGACUCCAGCAAGUACAGCGACUCCGGCUAGGGUGGUUGCAGUUGGACUGGGCGGCCGGCGAAGUCGGCGCGCUCCAAGGCGGCGAGGGCAGCGUGUGCAACCUCACCAACGGUGACGAGGCCGGCAAGUUCUACAGCAACCAUUGUGACGUAUUGCAAGGCAGCUGGGAUGAACUAGGGUUGAAGAGACCGGGCAUUCGAGGACAAUUUAACCAUGAGUGCAAUGGAUCCUCUCGAGUAUUUGCCUGUUAGAUUUCACUUUGGUGGGGAAUUCAUUAACAAUGCGAGGGAAACUUUAUAUGCUGGUGGAUCUGAGGGCAUGUCUUACAUUGAAUGGGAUAAAAUUUCGUUGCCUGAGUUAAUUGGGUAUCUAAAAGAUCACUGUGAAGUGCUCCCUGGUAUGUUUUUGCACUGGCUUUUUCCUGGCAAAGAAUUGGCAGAUGGGCUAAGGGUGUUGAUCGAUGAUAAAGUAUGUGAUUACAUGUCAAGGUGUGUUGUGGAAGGAGGAGUCGCUGAAAUAUAUGUAGAGGCAGUAGUGGGAGGGGAGUCCAAUGAGUCUGGUAGCAGUGAUGACAGUGACUUUGAAGAUGAAUUGGAGGAAAUGUCAACUGCCGAUGAAGAAUGGGAAAAUUUAAAAGAUGAUGAUGUGUUUGAAUUACGUACUGGGAAGCCUAUUCUUGUUAUUCAAUCCACACCAGAGAAGACAAAAGGUGAUUUAGAUAGAUUGAGAGCUUGGAGGUCCCCAAGCCCAAAGGAUAAGGGGAAAGGUGUGGUAGUAUGUAAAGAGAGGGUGAAGAGUGCUGAAUUGUCUGGGUCUGACAGUGAUUACAUUGGUGGGGACUCUUGUUCAUCAGGAGAAGAUAAAGAAGUUGAGGAAAUUAUGAGGGCAUACAAGGAGUUUAAGAAGAAGUUAAAUGAUGGUGAGGUAGGAAAUUUGGAUGAUGUGAUCUAUAUGGGCUCUUCGAGAUAGUUUAAUGAUAGAGCAUUGGUUCAGAUGGAGGGUGAGGAAAAUAAUAGCCCAUAUGAAAAUAGCAGUGCAGAUGGUGAUUCAUAUGAGGAGGAUUCAGAUGGACAGUUGGUCAGAAAGGAGUCUAAAUACCCUAGGUUUAAUGCCAACCAGACCCAUGUUAGGCUUGCUCUUGGGAUGAAAUUUGAUGGGAAAAAAGAGUUUAAGGAGGCAGUGGUACAACUAGCCUUGGAAAAUAAAAGAUUCAUAAGGUUCCCCAAAGAUGAAGGGUAUAGGGUAAGGGGUAAGUGUGACUGGGCAACCUGUCCAUGGAGUUGUUUGCUAUCAAAGAACAGCAGAACAAAUAGUUGGCAAAUAACAAGUCUUGUUGAUGAGCACACUUGUCCUCCAAGGAAAGAUAACCACCUAGUCACAUACAAGAGAAUAGCUGAGAAAUAUGAGAAGAUGAUUAUAGAUAACCCAACUUGGAGUAUUCAGAGCAUGCAGUCAACUGUCUCUGAGCAAAUGUUUGCAAAUGUUAGUGCAUCUCAGUGCAAGAGAGCAAAGGCAUAUGCCCUGAAGAAGAUUUAUGAGUCAAAAAGGGAUGAAUACUCUAGAAUCUUUGACUAUCAAUUGGAGUUGUUGAGAAGUAAUCCUGGGAGUACAGUUGUUGUCAAGCUUGAUACUGACCAACCAAACCCAGUCUUCAAAAGGAUAUAUGUUUGCCUAGCUGCUUGCAAAAAUGGGUUCCUAAUGGGAUGUAGAAAGGUUGUAGGUUUGGAUGGCUGUUUUUUCAAAGGUUCAAGUAACGGGGAGCUAUUAUGUGUUGUUGGUAGAGAUGCCAACAACUCCAUGUACCCAAUAGGAUGGGCUGUGGUGGAGAAGGAAACAAAUGACUCAUGGGAUUGGUUCUGUGAUUUGCUCUGCAAAGACUUGGCAGUUGGUGAUGGUGAUGACUGGGUGUUUAUCUCAGACCAGCAGAAGGGUAUUGUAAAUGCAGUUCAGAACUGGGCUCCAAGUGCUGAGCACAGAAAUUGUGCAAGGCAUAUUUAUGCCAACUGGAAGAAGAAAUUCAGCAAGAAGCAAUGACAGAAGAAGUUCUGGAGGUGUGCCAAAGCUCCAAAUGUCAUGCUCUUCAACCUAGCUAAGGCAAAACUGGCACAAGAGACAGUUGAAGGUGCAAGGGCCAUCAUGAACACAGAUCCAAGGCACUGGAGCAGGGCCUGGUUCAGGUUUGGAUCAAACUAUGAUUCUGUAGACAAUAAUAUUUGUGAGACAUUCAACAAAUGGAUAGUUCAGGCUAGGUUCCUACCCAUUAUUAGCAUGUUGGAAGCUAUUAGAAGGAAGGUGAUGGUUAGGAUACAUGAGAAAAGAUCGUUGAUGGAGAAGUGGGUAGGAUCAAUUUGUCCAAACAUACAUAAGAAACUGAAUGCAUACAUCGUCGAUUCAGGAAACUGUCAUGCAAUCUGCAAUGGGAUGGACAAGUUUGAGGUUACUCAUCUCACUCAUAGGUUCAUAGUUGAUCUUGAAAGAAAAACUUGUUCAUGCAGAUAUUGGGAGUUGGGUGGGCUUCCAUGUUGCCAUGCAAUAGCCUGCAUACACUUUAGAACCAACUGCAUAGACAGUUAUAUUGCACCUUGCUACUCCAUAUAUUCUUUCAAAAAGACCUACAGCUUUGCUUUGGAACCAGUUCAGGGAAUGGAAAGCUGGCCUACAUCUGAUAGGCCAAGGCCACAUGCUCCAGGUUAUGUUAGAAUGCUAGGAAGGCCGUCCAAGAAAGAAAGGAGAAGAGAGCCACAUGAAAAGGCCAAAGCUACAAGGGUGUCAAGGGUUGGGUCAGUGAUGACUUGCAGGUUGUGCAAACUGCCUGGGCACAACAAGGCUUCAUGCCACAAGAGGUCAAAACAGCAGCAAGACAAUGUGCAGGCUCAAGGAUCUCAGCCAAUCUCUUCACAGGCCCAGGCUCAAGGAUCUCUGCCAAUCUCAGAAAAGGCUUCAUCAUCUGGAAAGAGAAAGGCUUCUUCAUCUACAAGGGCAGCUGGAAUGGUUGGGGUCAAGCAACCAAGACAGAAGUUGGAAGUUAGGAGAUCUCCUUGGCUUAAAAGAGGAUGAAUAUGACAAAUUGUUCGUAAUACUUUUGGACAUGCUUAGUGGAAUAUAAAUAGGCAGAAGAUCACCACCUUUUGUAGAGAAACAUGUGGUAUGAAACUUUUGUGUGACUCUAAAGUUAGAACUACUUGUUAGAAACAAUAUGUGUCAUUUACUGCCACCACUAGAUGAUGUAAUCAAAGAUAAUGGAUCAACAUGUGCCAAUAUAUGUGAUCAAGCUUUUGUUCUCUCCAAUAAUUACAACUGCCAUUAUAUGACAAUUAUUCCAUACUGAU
Messenger RNA from Oryza brachyantha (malo sina), 3359 nucleotides. RefSeq lists its product as uncharacterized. The record is from RefSeq and is a predicted model, not a curated record. The transcript has 4 exons. Lineage: Eukaryota; Viridiplantae; Streptophyta; Magnoliopsida; Poales; Poaceae. Bases 1024 to 2064 code for a protein of 346 amino acids.